Molecule: messenger RNA, 8086 nt
Organism: Diceros bicornis minor
Lineage: Eukaryota; Metazoa; Chordata; Mammalia; Perissodactyla; Rhinocerotidae
Gene: CDON
Product: cell adhesion associated, oncogene regulated
Exons: 21
Coding region: 501-4283 (1260 amino acids)
Biological process (GO): axon guidance; nervous system development; cell-cell adhesion
Cellular component (GO): plasma membrane; axon
Molecular function (GO): protein binding
Source: RefSeq, a predicted model, not a curated record
UGGCGGGGAGGAGCGCGGCCGCGGGGGCGCGCCCGGGUGACUCCGCCCCCCCAGCUCCCCUCCCCUGAGUACCGGGUGCCGGGCUCGCGCGGCUUGGUGCAAGGAGACCGGGGACCCCGCGCCAGCCGCCCGCCCGCCCCUGCGCCCUGGCCCCUGCGUGCGAGGCGCCGCGCCCUCCUGCUGCCCUGCCUGGUGCAUGGAGGGGCCCGUUCGGAUCGCAGCCGCCGCCACCGUAGCCGCCGCGAGAGCGCGGGGGAUGACCUGGGGGUGGCUUUCGGAGCCGGCUGCCGCGCAGGAGGUGUGGGGGCUUAGCCUGCCCCGCUGAGAGGCAGGACUGUGGUGAUGUGUUUUUAGCACUGAAGUGAACGCCACUGUAAGUGCAGAAAGUCACUCCUCUGCUUUCCCUCCGAAGCACAAGCAUCUACACGUUGCAGACUUGUGGGCCAAGGCCUGGAUUUUGCUCUGGAAGUCUGUCCUGCUCACUUCUGUAAUCUGGCGCUAUGCAUCCAGAUCCCGGACCCUUACAGACACUGCUGUAUGUUACCCUUAUGAUUCUGUGCUCUUCUGUGAGUUCAGACGUGGCACCUUAUUUUAUUUCUGAGCCAUUGUCUGCUGUCCAGAAACUUGGUGGACCUGUAGUACUGCAUUGUUCUGCUAAACCUGUGACCGCUGAUAUCUCAUGGUUGCAUAAUGGAAAAAGAUUGGAUGGAAACGUGGAACAGAUUGAGAUUCAUCAGGGGACUUUGACUAUUCUUUCUCUUAACCCCUCCCUCUCGGGUUACUACCAAUGCAUUGCCAACAAUAGCAUCGGUGCAAUUGUGAGUGGCCCUGCAACAGUAUCCGCUGCAGUUCUUGGUGAUUUUGGCUCAUCAACAAAGCAUGUUAUUACAGCAGAAGAAAAAAGUACUGGUUUCAUUGGCUGUGAGGUACCAGAUAGUAACCCCAAAGCUGAGGUGCGCUAUAAAAUCCGGGGAAAGUGGCUGAAACAUUCCACAGAGAAUUACUUAAUCCUUCCAUCAGGAAAUCUUCAGAUUUUGAAUGUAUCCUUAGAGGACAAGGGAUCGUAUAAAUGUGCAGCUUUUAAUCCUGUCACACAUGAAUUAAAAGUUGAACCCAUGGGCCGAAAGCUCCUUGUGAGUCGACCUUUGUCAGAAGAUUUUCACAUUCUUCACCCCACCCUUUCACAGACAUUAGCUGUUCUUUCUCACAGCCAUGUAACCCUGGAAUGUGUGGUGAGUGGGGUCCCGGCUUCUCAAGUGCGCUGGCUGAAGGACGGUCAGGAUGCUGUGCUGGGAAGCAAUUGGAAAAGGCUAUACUCUCAUCUUGCCACCGAUAGCAUUGACCCAGUGGACUCUGGGAACUACUCCUGUGUGGUGGGAAACAGGUCUGGAGAUGUAAAACAUGUGACUUACAUGGUUAAUGUACUUGAACAUGCUUCAAUUUCUAAAGGACUGCAGGAUCAGACUGUGUCUCUGGGUGCCACGGUGCAAUUUACUUGUGAGGUUCAUGGGAACCCAGCCCCCAACCGUACCUGGUUUCAUAAUGCACAGCCUAUUCAUCCUUCCCCACGACAUCUAACUGCAGGAAAUAGAUUGAAAAUCAGUGGUGUUACCUUGGAAGAUUCUGGGCUGUAUCAGUGUGUAGCAGACAAUGGGAUUGGAUUUAUGCAGUCUACUGGGAGACUUGACAUUGAAAAAGACAACAGCCUCAAGCCAGUUAUAAUUACAGCGCCAGCCAGUGCAAAGGUGGUGGCUGGAGACGGUGUCACUCUGUCCUGCCUCGCCGCUGGAGUGCCAGCUCCAGUCGUUCGCUGGUAUGACAGGCGUGGAUUGAUAACCAGCCAUCCGUCUCAAGUUCUUAGAUCUAAAUCCCGAAAACCACGCGUGUUAAGACCUGGGGGCUCUGACCUGGAGCCCGUCUACUUCAUCAUGUCCCGAGCUGGCUCCAGCUCUCUGUAUAUUCAGGCUGUUACUCAGGAACAUGCUGGGAAGUACACCUGUGAAGCUUCAAAUGAGCAUGGCACCACACAGUCAGAAGCAGUCCUCACAGUUGUUCCUUUUGAAACAAAUACAAAAGCAGAAACAGUCACACCUUCCGAGCCCACUCAGAAUGAUGAAAGAGCUGGUUCAGAAACUGGAUUAUUGAGCUUAUUUCCAGUGAAGGAACAUUCCAGUGCAGUGGAAUCAACAUCAGAGAAAAAUGCUAGUGGUGCCUCUGUUCCCGAUGCCCCCAUCAUUCUGAGCCCUCCACAGACCCACACACCAGACACGUACAACCUGGUCUGGAGUGCGGGCAAGGACGGCGGGCUGCCCAUCAAUGCCUAUUUUGUGAAGUAUCGAAAGCUAGACGAUGGUGUUGGUGUGGUGGGAAGCUGGCACACAGUUCGAGUCCCAGGAAGUGAAAAUGAACUCCGUCUAACGGAACUGGAGCCUUCCAGUCUCUACGAGGUUCUGAUGGUAGCAAGAAGCGCAGCAGGUGAAGGGCAGCCUGCCAUGCUUACCUUCCGAACUAGCAAAGAGAAAAUAGCAUCAUCCAAAAACACCCAGGCGUCCUCUCCACCCAUGGGCAUCCCUAAGCGCCCUGUUGUUUCGGAGGCUGCAGACAACUUUGGAGUGGUGCUUACAGAUUCCUCUAGGCAUAGUGGAGUUCCAGAGGCGCCUGAUCGGCCUACCAUCUCUACUGCCUCUGAGACGUCCGUCUACGUCACUUGGAUUCCUCGGGCAAAUGGGGGUUCUCCAAUCACCGCCUUCAAGGUUGAAUAUAAACGGAUGAGGACUAGUGAUUGGCUGGUGGCCGCUGAAGACAUCCCUCCUUCCAAACUUUCUGUGGAAGUUCGUAGUUUAGAGCCAGGUUCAACAUACAAAUUUAGGGUCAUUGCCAUCAACCAUUAUGGUGAGAGUUUCCGGAGUUCUGCAUCUCGUCCUUACCAGGUGGCUGGGUUUCCCAAUCGGUUUUCUAACCGCCCCAUAACUGGACCUCACAUUGCGUACACAGAAGCUGUCAGUGAUACUCAGAUCAUGCUCAAGUGGACAUAUAUUCCAUCAAGUAACAAUAACACUCCCAUUCAAGGAUUUUAUAUCUAUUACCGGCCAACAGAUAGUGACAAUGACAGUGAUUACAAGAGGGAUAUUGUAGAAGGUUCAAAGCAGUGGCACAUGAUUGGCCACCUGCAGCCAGAAACCUCCUACGAUAUUAAGAUGCAGUGCUUCAAUGAGGGCGGAGAAAGCGAGUUCAGUAAUGUGAUGAUCUGUGAAACUAAAGUGAAACGUGUUCCUGGAGCUUCUGAGUAUCCUGUCAAAGACUUGAGUACUCCUCCAAAUUCUUCAGGAAGCGGAGGAAACGUCGGGCCUGCAACCAGCCCAGCCAGAAGCAGUGAUAUGUUGUAUCUGAUUGUUGGCUGUGUGCUAGGUGUCAUGGUUCUCAUUCUCAUGGUUUUCAUUGCAAUGUGCCUGUGGAAGAACCGCCAGCAGAAUACCAUACAGAAAUAUGACCCACCAGGAUAUCUCUACCAAGGGUCAGAUAUUAAUGGGCAGAUGGUGGAAUACACCACUCUGCCUGGCACAAACCGGAUAAGUGGAAAUGUUCAUGGAAGCUUCAUAAGCAAUGGAGGUCUCAGCAAUGGCUGCUCCCAUCUUCACCAUAAGGUCCCUAAUGGAGUCAAUGGAAUCGUGAAUGGGAGCUUAAACGGAGGGCUUUACUCCGGGCACACGAGCUCUCUAACCAGGACACAUGUGGAUUUUGAACAUCCUCGUCAUCUAAUGAAUGAUGGUGGAAUGUACACAGCAGUACCUCAGACUGACCCAUUGGAGUGCAUUAACUGUCGAAAUUGCCGGAACAACAAUAGGUGUUUCACCAAAACCAACAGCACUUUCAGCAGCAGCCCCCUUCCUGUGGUCCCAGUGGUAGCACCUUAUCCUCAGGACAGUUUGGAAAUGAAGCCCCUCAGUCGCAUGAAGAUGCCUGUGUGUCUGGCUUCCACAGUCCCCCAUUGCAGCCAGUCACCUGAGGAGAACAUCAAGGAUGAUGUGGCACAAAGACCUGCUCAACAUACUUGUUGUCAGGGCAGUAGAAAUGAGAUCAACCCUGAUUGCAUGGAAGACACAGCAGAGUUCAACAGAGGAGACAGCUGUGUCCAUUCAGAAACAGAGAGCAAAGUUUUAAGUUGGAAUCCUCUUAUUUUGCCACCUGUUUCAAAGGACUGUACUGAAAAGACAACAUGUUCUCCUCCUGGCAUUCCUCUAGACAGCGCUUCAGGGGUCCUUCAGCAACCCCCGGAAACCUGAGGAUAUGCCAAUCACCAGUCAUGUUUCCCGGUUCAAGCCAGUAACUGCACAAAGCAGGCCUGGGGAUGGACUGUGUGAAGGACAUUCAUUCAAACCAGAGAAAAUCGUUAUUUAUUUUUUUGUAGUAAUCAUGUCAUGUGAAUGUAUCUUAAAAUGUGUGCCCUUUUAUAUUAUUUAUGCCUUAAAAUUUUCCCUCCCUAUUCCUUUCUCCUGCUCAGUAGCACACAACCUAAUUUUGCAUAGUUUUCAAUCAUCUGAGGGCAGUGGGAUCAUUCCAUGUUUUCCAAGAACCUCAGUGACAGUAAGAGCUCCUCUUGCAAGGAUCCAGCCUAUUGGCUGAUUCUGCCAAGAGGGAAUUGCACAGGCCGUUUGAAGUUUUCAGAUAGAAAGCUGUCUUUCAAUAUUGUGUUAUCAGACUUUCUGAGAACGUUUUGAAAUCAACCACAGUUGUAACCUGAGUUUAUAAUAGCAGAUCUCUUAGAAAUUUUAUGAGUGCCUUCCACAAAAGUGAUAGUUGACCUGUUGCCUCGGUGUAUCUCUCUCUCUGGGCACAAGUUAUGUUCAGUUGUCUAGGCACUAAUCAUAAACAGUGUCAUGGACAAGGGUGAGGUGAAGGUCUAGUCGGGUCAUUGCAGUAUGCAGAAAGGGAGCCAAGGCCAGAGAGAAAAAGAAUGCCAUCAAGUCCUACUACUUCAAAAUUGCUCUAGUUUAUAAAAUGGUCAGCAUGGGGCUCCUUUUGACUGUUUCUAAGAGUAGGAACGAAAUAAUACUGAAGUGGUGACUUGAAGACAAAGAUCCGCGUUUUAAGAAGAAAGGGGAGGGCUCCAGGGAGCAUUUCUUGGCAGAAGCUCUCCUGUUAGUGUAGGAUUGUGCUCAUGGUGCCAUACCACCCGAAAAGCGUCAUUUUCUAACUUCCAACAUGGGCAAUACCUGAAGAUGUGAGUGUCAGAAAAGACUUAAUGUGGAGGGAAAGGGGUAUGGUUUGAAAUUUCCCGACCCUUUCUUCAGGAUGUCGUCAUUGUAAACAGGCACCUAGAGCUGUGUUUGGCAGAGCUCAUAAGCCAGUUACUGCUGCCUCUGAGUGACACAGACGUUUGCAGCUGCCUUCAGUAGGCUUUUCUUCUCCACAUCUAAAAGAAACCACACUAUACGUGUAUUUAAUAACUUGAGUCCAGCUUGAAUGGAUCACUGCUCUUUUUUGGAUUGUGCUUCCCCUUUAGGAAAGCAAGAGGAAAUGAUUCUCUCUAUGUAGAGUCAAGCAGUUCCAGCAUAAAAGAAAAAAUUUUACAAGUUCCCAGAAAUUGCAGUGAAAUAGACUAGAAUACUAUGUUAAUCAACUUUCUGUAUAAAUGCAUCAGUAUUCCCUUACAUAUGUCUAUAUAUUUUAUAAAUAGAACUGGUAGUGAAAUGUGCUGUUUAAGCUGGGUCACUAUGCAAGAAUUACUUUGAGUAGGUUGUAGUAAAUAUAGUUUCAUAGUCAGGUGUUAGGGAUGCUGUAGAAUCAAGGUCUACGUUCCAGAUGUCCAUGCCUCUAGUAUACUGGAUUUAUUCUUCAUGUUGCUUAGAUGCAGUUAGCUCUGGAGGGGGAUCGCUGCGUCCUUACUUCUGUGACUAGCAAAGGACAAGGUCCUAGUAUGUAGAAUAUGAAAACAUGCCCCGUGUUUGCCAAUCAAGUCACAGCGAUGCUGUCACAAAGGAAGUUUUAGAAAACUGGGGCAUAAAUGUUCGUAGGCAGUCAUUUUGAUUCAGGAAACAGAGGUGUAUUAGCAUGAGCCUUAGGUCAUAAACUGCUUUCAAAGAUUGAGUUUGAAUGUGGGAUUUGUCCACUAGGAAGAGAAAAUGACUUUACCUUUAGGGCAAUCUCAUUGUGGACUGCUUUAUUUAUAUUAUUAGUAACGCUGUUUUAAGUGUUAUCCCUUUUAUUGUAUUUUAUUUAUAAAAAAAUGCCUUUAUAUAUUGAGAUAUAUAAAUAUAAAUAUAUAUAUAUAUAAUUGCCUUUAUGUUUAGGAGUUAUGAGUUCUCCCUAACCAUGAGUUGUUCUCAACUUCUAUGCCCUGCACAGUCACCAGAAACAGUCCUGCCUAAUGUUACUUCACCAGGAAGUCAGAGGACACAGUACAGUGUGGGAGAUGGCACUAAACAUUUGUGGCGUCACCGCUGUGUACCAGGCACCGUGCUUGGUGCAUGUUACUGCUAUCACCUCAUUAACCCUCACGACAAAUCUACAGAGUAGGUGUUGAAGUCCCCUAGUCACACAGUCGCAGAGCAUGAAUUUGAACCUGGUUUAUUGGGAACAGUUAUCUGAGCUCCUUCCAUUUUUCUGUACUGCUUUCCAAAAGCACUGUGGUUCGCUCUUUGGGUGGGCCAGUCCAGUUCUGUAUGCUUGUGUCCGCCCUGCUGCGUGACUCCUCUGGCGCGCUAACUCUACGACUGGAGAAAGUGCUCUCUGUCCUACGUGGACAGAGCUCCGUGCUGAUUGCUGGGUCUUCCCGGAGUCCACACUGCUCUCCGUGACCCCCUCACCACCACCCCCGCCCGGGAAUUUGAUCUUCUCUCGGCUUAGUGAUCGCAUAGUUGGUCAGGCCCCCUCAUGUUCCUUCUCCUCUUAGAAUGCUCUGGGAUUGUUUAGCCUGGAGCUUCCCCCACUCCUGUUCUAUCAUUUCACUCUCUCUUUUUUGUCCUCCUUUCGGUUACGCACCGACAGUCUGGUGAUAGGUGCUGUACAGGAUGUAAGUUAAGUUGCAAUGUUGUAUACCUUUUGAAGUGGUCUUUUAAAACAGCCUUUCUUUCUGGGUUUUGUUUUUGUGGAAUGAGUCUACGAAGGCUGAUACAUCCAUAUUAGGCUGAUCACGUUGCAAAUCUUACUCCAGCUGUAGUACUGCCAAGAAGUUAAUUUUGUCAUUGAAUUUCACCUGUGUUGCUCUCUUAAAGCAAUAACUUUGAGAUGCAUGUUUUUGUAUCAUAUUGAAAAGCAUGUUUUGUUUUCCUUAAAGUUGUAAUAUUAUGUUUUGAAAUUGUACAUAUUUUAAAUGCUCUAGCUUUGACAGGUUUUAGUGGUUCGUAUGAUUUUAUAUUAAAAGAAUGCUGCUUUCAUGUGGAGUAGCACGUGAAGAUGGGGAGAUGGGCGUCCUCAGAUACUCCUUGUUUGUCUAGAGCUGCUUGUAGCUUGAGACGAGGGUGGGUGUAUGUGUUACUCUGAAAUUCUUUGGAACCUCCACCCCUGUUGUCCUCUGAAAAUCCCCUGUGCAUGCCCAAGAGCCAAGUGAGUUAAUUUCUUCUGUUCCGCCUGCAGAGAUCCAAGCCCCGAAGGAACAGGAUCUGGGACAAAUGUUUUAUGGGGAGGCUGGGAAAAAGCCUAAGCCAAGGAGCUGUGUCGAAGCAGGCAGACCCCCUUAGGGAUUCUUCCAGGAUUUCUUUGGAUGGGAGGGAGGCGUGAGGAGCGUGGGGAGGAGUGGUUGCUUCUGGCACAUCAUCUAUUUUUAUCGUUAUCCUGGAGCAGCAUCUGUAUGAACUCCAGGGUAGAAAUUUAGCCUCCUCAGGUUAAAGAGCACUGCAGACCCACCAAAGAAGCAGCUUUGUUUUACUGCCCUAGAAAAUCAAAGGGUAUGGGCUGCUCUGACCAGAAAGCCAACAGGGUCCUUUUCAUGGGGUGGAGAGAGGGGGCCUUGUUAUAUUUUAUUCCCCAUAUUUAAAUAAGCCUUCAUUAAACCUCAGCCCCAGUCCUGAGAGCUUUGAGGGAACCUGAAACCCCUUUUCUAAUAAAGUCUAAAUCUGUGAGAACCUAAGAAGCAACUUAAGUCUCU